Durusdinium trenchii is the source of this 327-nucleotide messenger RNA. The record is from the annotation of a GenBank genome assembly. Lineage: Eukaryota; Dinophyceae; Suessiales; Symbiodiniaceae.
AUGUUCUGGAGUCCUGGAGGGCCUUCAGAGCGCUAUGCCUGGCACGCUGCCUUGGUUCACCACAUGUGCAGAGCGCAUGCCUGCGCCGAGAGCUAUUGCGAGCGCACUGGGUCGCAGCUCCACGAUAUAUUCAAUAGCGAUGGGGCAAUGAUGCCUUCGAGAGCCCCCAACAACGACCACGCACGCCGCAGCCCCUUCUGCAGUCUCUGGACACUGCGCUGGCCACUGCGGAGAGAGCCGGGCCCCCAGCGGCGACCACGCGCGCCGCAGCCCCUUCUGCAGUCUCUGGACACUGCGCCGGCCACUGCGGAGAGAGCCCAGUUCUGA